AUGGUGGUACCUUCUAUAGCAGUUCGACGGCUCCUUUCUGUGUUGUUUGUCUCUAUAACGUUCCUAUCCAUGAGUCAUCAUCUCGUCGUCGCAUUCCAAUCACCAGCUACACUCCUGAGACGGACAUCGACUUUUUCAGGUUCCUUCUUGCGUCAUUGUCGUGCAAGACGAUUGGUACCCUUCAUGGCAUCCUCCUCCUCCUUUUCCUCCAAGACACCCGUGCCCCGCGCAGCCGUUUCCACCGUGGUACGGUACCAUGAGUCGUCGUCGUCCACGACGACGAGAAGUAGUCCUCCAAAAUAUUUGUUGAUUGAACGGGGCAAUCCACCCAACAAGGGUGUCUGGUGCGUCCCUGGAGGCAAAAUAGAUUUGGGCGAAACAACUCUGGAGGCAGCACAACGAGAGCUCCGGGAAGAAGUUAUUUUUACCAUUACUUCUUCAAAAGUGCCAACAAUAGCGUGGUAUGCUGGGGGGCCGUUUUGUACCAGUGAUUCGAUUCUUCCAGGAAUCUCUGAUGACGUCAAGGGAUUUCAUUAUGUCAUUGGACAGUGCUUUGCGGAAAUCAUAGUCUCUACUACAGAUGAUGAUGAUGAUGAUGAUGAUGAUGAUAGUAGUUUUGGACCACCUCUGGUAGAACCAGCAGACGAUGCCGCUGCAGCUGCCUGGUGGACUCUGGACGAGAUCCGAACCGCAGAAGCAAAGAAAGAGACUGUACCCAAUUUGGUCAUUGUCAUUGAACGAGCCGAAGCUUUGUAUCAGUGUGGAAUGUUGCCAACAACGAUACCACCCAACAAGGGACUGUAG
This is a messenger RNA of Seminavis robusta, 804 nucleotides long. NCBI's taxonomy places the organism in Eukaryota, Bacillariophyta, Bacillariophyceae, Naviculales, Naviculaceae. The record is from the annotation of a GenBank genome assembly.